AUGCCCCAACGAAUCCACAAUUCACAUAAAGAUCAACUCGAGCUUAUAUUCUACACUGCUUUUAUCGCCCACCUUCAGCACUGGGGAGGAUUAAUUGGUCCGGACCUUGAUCCUAAUUAUUGUACAAUGAACACCACAGACCAACUUGAUGCAAGAUAUAAAAUCCUGGACCAAUUUAUAAUGGUACAACGAAAAUAUGUCUAUAAACGCUAUAUGGAAGUAUGCGAAACAGAACAAAGCAAAAUAAAGCUUGAUGAAAUUGGAAGUGUUUUUGGCUUUAAAUAUGACACAAAGCAUAUUGAACCUAAUAAUUUAAUGUACUUGAAAGGUACUGCCGAGAAAAGACUAACAUAUACCAUUCGCGUUGCCAUGUCUAAUUUAUUCGGUGAUCCUAUAUAUCCUGAUAAAUGUUUUAGUAUUGAUCUGUCUGUGUAUGAUAUGUUUCACAGCAAGCUAAUCCUCAAAGCGUGUAGGGAAACAGGAAUAGAAAAACCAUCUUCACUUGAAUUUUUUAAUUUAAGUGAGGAUAACCUGAAAUUAGAUAAGUUAAAAUUAGAAUUUAAUAACUUGGUUGCCUUUUAUGCUGCGUUGCCUACCGUUGAAGACAGGGAGGAAUAG
This is a messenger RNA of Spathaspora passalidarum NRRL Y-27907, 618 nucleotides long. RefSeq lists its product as uncharacterized. Lineage: Eukaryota; Fungi; Ascomycota; Pichiomycetes; Serinales; Debaryomycetaceae. The coding region runs from base 1 to 618 and encodes 205 amino acids. The record is from RefSeq and is a predicted model, not a curated record. The transcript has a single exon.